Molecule: messenger RNA, 1475 nt
Organism: Pyrus x bretschneideri (Chinese white pear)
Lineage: Eukaryota; Viridiplantae; Streptophyta; Magnoliopsida; Rosales; Rosaceae
Exons: 6
Coding region: 533-1258 (241 amino acids)
Source: RefSeq, a predicted model, not a curated record
UUUGGUGAUUUGGGUUAUUGGGGAUGCCCACUAUGUGUUGAUAUAAGAUAAUUAAGAAUCCGGAAAAAUUGGUAAUUUUGGUUUUUUUUUUCUUUGUUACGCUUAAUGUUUGCCUUUUGCUUCUGUGCUUGGUUUGGCUGUGAAAACUUGGUGGAAGUGAGAAAUCGAUGGAAUUUUGUGGGUUAUGUUACAUUUUGUUCUUGGGAUUUGAUAAAAGAAAGAAUUUUGUUAUCGUUGUCUGAAAAAAAUGCGUAGUUGGAACUUCUGAGCUGAAGUUGAUGGAUUGAAAUUUGAGUUUCCUCACCAAUUAGGCAGUGCAUUGCAGUAAAAAUUCAAGCUUUCGAACGAUAAACUAGGCCACAACUGUCUCCUAUUGCAUCCUGCAGGGUACUCACUUUUAAUUGUUUGGAAAUUAUGAGAAUUUUAACCCUGAAUGCAAAAGGACCCUUGAAAUGCUGUUCAGAAUUUAGUAAGGUUCAAUGAGAUGCUAUUCAUCACUUGAAGGGCUGUAGAAACGCAUAAGAACUCAUGUAUGGAAAUUGAAAUGAGAUGUCGUAUAUUUUCUCUGGAACUGAUAGGAACGUUGGUUCAAGGAGUUGACCCUUAUCAUCUCGACAUAUGUAGAUUUAACAACUAUGGAAGAAGGUCCAGAAGGUUCCAUGGAAAGCAAACUUUAACGCGCAAUGUCAAUGCUUAUGCAGAUUUCUUAUUUCAGAGUUGGCAGAAUGAGUAUGAUGAUGAGGAGCCAUCUUCAAGCAGAGGCACCUCAUGGUUUAAAAAGCAAUAUUCUGCCAAGGGGUCCAAAAAGAAGGCAGGCAAUCAAGGAGCCUGGAAAUACGGAAGAAGUGAUUUCCGGUUUUGUGAAGAAGAUGAAGACGUGGAGACCAUUUUCCGAUCCAUGUUUGGUGGAAACAAAUUUUAUUAUUGGUCAUUCAUUAAUGAAGAGAAUUCACAGUGGAGGAGCUCUAGUAAUUACUCUAACUAUGGGAGGUCUUGGAAUUGGAGACAUAACAAUAAGGAAGAGUAUCAAUAUGAAUCUGAGCCUGAGAAUAUGGAGUCAGAUGAAAGGUUGGCCCUCGGGUUGCGUGCUUCGGGUCCUCUAACACUUGAUGAUGUCAAGAAUGCGUAUCGAAUCUGUGCGCUGAAAUGGCAUCCAGAUCGUCACCAGGGUUCUUCCAAGGCAGCUGCAGAGGAAAAGUUCAAGCUUUGCAGCGCAGCAUAUCAAUCAUUGUACUGUAAACUGGCUGCGGUGGGAUGAUGCUUCAAGCCGGCUUAUUUAGUGUAACCAGAGGUAGCUAGAAGAUGUAACAUUUCAUCACAUUUUUAUUAAAGUUUGUAGUUUUAAGCCGAUUACUAGUCAAGUCAAGUUAAUAGUUUUUUAGCCGGUUUACGUUGUACCGCAUGUACAAAAUGAAAUUUACAACAAAUAUUUUAUUUUCAACUUGAUAUCAGAGAAUAAUUUGUUCUUGAUUGAA